GAGAUGGCACAAGAAUAGUUAACGAGGUUGCAAAUAUAUAUAGAGUCAUCUAACUUGCAAGAAACAUUUAGGAUAGUAGUGAGUUUAUACAGUAUAAAGGAGGUAUUUGAACUAGCAACGGAAAAUAUUUGAAUAUCAUAUCAUUUAUUCGAACUUUACUCUACACAUAUCUAAAAUCGGCAAAUAUCUAUUGACUUUUGUUUGAUCGUAUCUGCUUUAAAACAUGGAUUUUGGUGAAAUUUACGCACUAUUUCUUUUGCUAUUAUCAUUCUUAGUUUCCAUUACCUUUCUUAUGGCGAAAGAUGUCUACAAACCAACUUUAAAAGAAUCACCGACAAAGAAGACAAAAAAUAAGUUAAUGUAUUUCGAGGAUGAUACAAUAGAUGAAAAGGAAGUAAAAGAUGAAGCAAUAUUCCGUUACCUUAAUCCACAUUGUAGUCAUAAUUUGUCAGAAUACAAAGCAUUGUUGAUGGAGUGUUAUAUAACAGAAUCAAUGACUAAAGAACAAAGAAAAGCAGUGGAAAGGAAAGUCGAUGCCAUUGCAGAAAAUUAUAAGCUAUAUCCAUAAAAUAAUACAUUUUCUAAAGUACAAUUUGUAUACCCUAAGGGCAACUCAGAAAUAGUAUAUAUCAAUAAAAAUGAUUCUUGAGUCAAAAUA
Polistes canadensis is the source of this 658-nucleotide messenger RNA. RefSeq lists its product as uncharacterized. NCBI's taxonomy places the organism in Eukaryota, Metazoa, Arthropoda, Insecta, Hymenoptera, Vespidae. The transcript is spliced from 2 exons. The coding region runs from base 224 to 568 and encodes 114 amino acids. The record is from RefSeq and is a predicted model, not a curated record.